This is a messenger RNA of Rubroshorea leprosula, 2407 nucleotides long. NCBI's taxonomy places the organism in Eukaryota, Viridiplantae, Streptophyta, Magnoliopsida, Malvales, Dipterocarpaceae. The record is from the annotation of a GenBank genome assembly.
CAGAUAUACAGAAACAUCCAUCAAUGGAGGAUUCUGACCACAUACAGGAACUCCCAGAAGACAGCCGUCGGCCCACAAGUCAACCCAACAAGCUUUCCUUCAAAAAGUUGAAACGGUUUGACUCCAUGGACCUCGAAUCCUCGAAGAUUCCUGGACGUCAUCGUCACCGUUCCUCCAAGGAUUUGAGCUGGUCGAUCAUCUUGCACUUAGCAUUCCAGAGUUUGGGGGUGGUGUAUGGUGAUCUCGUCACGUCACCCCUAUACGUUCUUCCGAGCAUCUUCGCGGACGGUGUCAAGCAGCACGACGAUAUUAUUGGAGUGCUAUCAUUGAUUUGGUACACGUUGACAUUGAUUCCGAUCGUCAAGUAUAUGUGCAUCGUAUUGUACGCUAAUGACAACGGUGAUGGUGGAACGUUUGCUCUGUACUCGUUGAUUUGCCGUUAUGUGAAGGUGGGUUUGGUCCCGAGUCAGCAACCGGAGGACGCUGAUGUCUCCAACUACCGACUGGAGUUGCCAAAGAAUAGGAGCCAUAAAUUGGCGUCGGCACUCAAGUACAAGCUAGAGAAGAGCAACUUUGCUAAGUAUUCCCUACUCUUUGCUACAUUGCUUGGUACUUCUAUGCUCAUCGGUGAUGGCGUUCUCACUCCUUGUAUUUCAGUUUUAUCAGCAGUUGGGGGCAUCAAGAAAGCUACACCCAAAUUGACAGAUGAUAUGAUUGUUUGGAUAUCAGCAGCCAUCUUGGUUUUCCUUUUCAUGGUUCAGAAAUAUGGAACAGACAAAGUUGGGUACAGCUUUGCUCCGAUUAUGGUUGUCUGGUGCACGCUCAUCAGUGGCGUUGGCAUCUUCAACUUCAUAACAUAUGACCCAACUGUUGCCAAAGCUAUAAACCCUAUGUACAUUGUAAAUUAUUUUAGGAGGAAUCCAAAAGAAGCAUGGAUUUCCCUCGGCGACGUUGUCCUGUGCAUAACAGGAAUUGAAGCUUUGUUUGCUGAUGUUGGCCAUUUCUCUGUAAAGUCCAUACAAAUAUGCACGUACUUCUUUAUCUACCCAUCUGUGAUGUUGGCAUACACAGGGGAAUGCUCCUACCUUCGUAAGCACCCAGAAGGUGGUCCUGAUGCCUUCUAUAAAUCCAUACCUGAUCCUUUGUACUGGCCAACGUUUGUGGUGGCUGUGUUUGCUUCAAUCAUUGGAAGUCAGUCUCUGAUUUCAGGGACAUUCUCUAUAAUCCAACAGUCUCUCUCACUUGGGUGUUUCCCCAAUGUCAAAGUGGUGCGUACCUCAUCUAAGUACGAAGGCCAAGUCUACAUUCCCGAAGUCAAUUACCUUCUCAUGCUGGCUUGUCUUGGAGUCACCUUCUCUUUCAGGACUAGCAAUAGUAUUGGCAAUGCCUAUGGGCUAGCUGUGGUGUUUGUAUUGGUACUCACGUCAUGUUUCAUGGUGCUAGUGAUGCUAAUAGUGUGGAAAACCAACAUAUUUUUUGUAAUCCCUUAUGUUCUUGUCAUUGGAUCCUUGGAGCUACUCUUCUUAAGCUCGGUCCUUUACAAAUUCCCACAAGGAGGGUACUUACCUUUGGCCUUCUCAUCAGUACUGAUUAUUAUAAUGUUCAUUUGGAAUGCUGUAUACCGGAGAAAGUACUAUUACGACCUGGAGCAGAAGGUUCCCUCUACGAAGCUGGAAGAGAUGGUUGCCAAUACACUCAGAGUUCCAGGACUUGCCUUGUUUUACUCCGAAGUUGUUCAGGGUAUUCCUCCUAUAUUCAAGCAGUAUGUUGAGAACGUACCUGCAUUGCACACAGUUGUUGUUAUUGUCUCUAUCAAGUCACUGCCAAUCAGCAAGGUUCCAGUGGAAGAGCGUUUCCUUUUCAGGAGGGUAGAACCAAGGAAGCUCAACAUGUUCCGUUGUGUGGUUAGAUAUGGAUACAUGGAUUUACGCAAGGAAACAGAACCUUUAGAGAUGAUGUUAAUCGAGAAUCUCAGAGAGUUCAUAAGGGAAGAUAUUCUGUUGUCUCAAAAACCUGUUAAGAACGUGAACAUUGUGGAAGAUGAUGUGAACCAGAUUGUUAACGAAGGGGAUCAGCAAGAGGAGUUGGAAAGCGAGAUACAAGUAUUGAACCAGGCAUCAGAAGCUGGUGUUUCUCACUUGAUUAGCGAGAAUGAAGUGAUUGCAAGCAAAGGAUCGAAUAUAGGGAAGAGGAUAUUGAUAGAUUAUGCUUACAACUUCCUGGAGAAGAACUCGCGCAAAAGUCACAAAGCCUUCCAUAUUCCUCAGCAGCGCAUGCUCAAAGUCGGUAUGACUUAUGAGCUUUAGGUCAUGUUUGGUCCGAGGAAUGAAAAGUUGUUGAAAAUUUGCAGUCUUUUCAGGACUUCGGUUUUGUGAAGAAACAAUACCCAUAAAAGUUAAUUUAUGCU